CACUUUAUGUUUUUUUUGCUCUCUGUCGUUUCCCUCCUAUCCUCCCACUGGACGACGUUUGCAUCACAGUUUUUGGGCCGCCACCAAGUCUUGUGAUCCCAAAAGGGCCUUUACCCGCUUGCCCCAGCGCUGCUAUGCUAUGCCCCAGUCAAAUAUCUCUCCAGCGACACAAACCUCACCCGAUUUUAUGCGGAAUUGAUUGGGAAUCGCUGGUUUGAAUUCGAGCUUGUGGGCGGAGGGGAUAAACUUUCUCGUGCGGAAGAUUCUAUUCGCUUGCAUGUACCGUUUGGGGUGCAGGAUCCGAUGGUAGCCUGAUUCCGGUGAUGGUCUCGAGGAUUGAGUGCUGUGGUGAUGAACUGGUCGCUAGGGGAUGAAGUGUAGAUCAUGAUCGACGCUGCAGAUUGAAGCGAAAAGAAGUAACGAUCAAUUGGUCACGAGAGAGAGAGAGAGAGAGAGAGAGAGCGAGAGGGAGCUUAAGUGAGUGUAUGAGAGAGAUGGAGAGUGAGAGAGAGAGCGAGAGGGAGCUUCAGUGAGUGUGUAUGAGAGAGGUGGAGAGUGAGAGAGAGAGAGAGAGAGAGAGCGAAAGAGGGGUGCGUUGAUUUUUGUUCUGUAGAAGGAAUUUUCUGGUGAACACUUGAACGGAAUUUUCCUCGCGAUCCUUGUUGCGCCUGUUUCUCCAUUGUGUUGGGAAAAACAGACUGAUACUGUCCAGAAAGAUCAAGAAUAAGUGUACGGCGAGUGCCAGCUCUAUUCGUGAAAUUGAAAGACCCGUUUCCAGCUCUAGCUCCUAUCAACAGUUCAAGAUCGCCUGGCAAUUGUGCUGCUCUCCUCACAGCUUGUGAAGCGGGUUGCAUGCAGGAGAACGGGCUCGUUUUGCUCUCGAACCUAGCAAACCUGCUUACGUGGUACUAAGCUGAAUGAGCCUGAUCUUCCGUUCUUUAAUCCUUCAGGGUGAAGAGAACACUUCAAUCCCCUUGCUGAGAAUACGAGAGUGAUUGCUGGUGGUACCUAGUACUUUCGAUUUGGAGCCCCUCACCUUCUUGAAGAAAGUAAGUUUGGAACGAAUUCAAAAGGGUUCACAAGUUGCAAUUGGGGUUUGUUUCGUUGAAGAAUCGUUUCAGGACACCUCGUGCUAAAAGUAGGUUGGUGUUGAAAUAGAACUGGUGUGUUUCAGAAUAAGUAUCGGGCCUGGACACUGACUACCUCUCUUUCAGACUUUCAAAACCUCCGUAAUUCGGUUCCCUCUGAGGUAAUUCGCGGGACUAAUGCAUAUCACAUAAUUUGCUCAAGAUCCUGCCUCAAGUCAUUGAAAACUCGAAGAGAAGACUUUCCUCGAAAGAUUAACAACGGUGUACAAUCUGGGUUGGCACAUGCACCAGCGCAUCUUAUGCGACCGUUGACUUUUGAGAAGGAUAACUGGGAAACAAUUCCCACUUCAUCUGUUGACUACGCAUAAGGAUUGCUGCGGCACCUAAGAGGACAGGAGGCUUUUCAGAGCAAGUUUUGAGAAACUUUCAAAGUGAGUAUGGAGGAGUUGAAGCAGACGAGAAGUAUAAGUGCCGAUUAGAAUGAGUCAACAGGAAAGAGAAGCAGCUUUAGCUUGAAGAUGAUAUCGUAGAAAGAAUUGACUCCUUGAGGAAUCUAUUGAUCACGACUGUUUUUAGCUAGACAAAUGCAGAAGCUUGUGAAACCAAUGGUCACUAAGCUUUUCUAUCAAGUCCCACUUGUUCUCACGCCCUGCCCUUCCAUACUCUCUUAUUCAUCCAAACCCACCUCAUCCAACCAGACCCGGUGCUGCCAAAACCACCCAAUUUAGCUCAAAUUUAAGUCUUAUUCUUCCUUGCGUCCGAACACGAGCGACCAUCUCAUGAAAUAAUUGAUAGGCUUCUACCUGGUCAUAGUCACGAUAUAGUUUGUCCAAACAGUAGAAUACGUCGUUGUUAGAGAAGCUUCACUAGAUUCUUACCAAGUAUCCUUCAUUGAUAUUCCUGCAUAUAGCGGACAACCUUAAGUGCAUUAAAAAAACCGAGUACAGUCCUCCGUUCCUCUAAUCUGCUUCGUCCGCAAGACAUACUUGGAUCAUAGUACCUUUGUAUACAUGUGCUUGCUCAAAUUCACCUCAUAAAGUUAGUUGCAUUCGUAUACUGCUUUGAGACAAAUAGUCGACCAGGUGAAAGAAUUCUAUCUGAAGUACUUGGAGGUUCUUGACUCUACAACAACAUAAAAUAGACCCAGUAGAAUCGUCAGGGCAUUUUGUGAGUUUCAGACGGAGAUGGUGAUUAUGUCAUCACCUUCUGGAGGACCGGUCGCCCAACUCCAGCUGCCACCAGGGUUUCGGUUCCAUCCGACCGAUGAGGAGCUGGUUCUUCAUUACCUGUGUCGGAAAGCCGAGUCUAAGGUGUUCGCGAUUCCUGUUAUUGCCGAAAUUGACCUGUAUAAGUUCGACCCUUGGGACCUUCCUGGAAAAGCAAUUUUCGGAGAGAGGGAAUGGUAUUUCUUUAGUCCUAGAGAUAGAAAGUACCCUAAUGGAGCCAGGCCCAACAGAGCGGCCGCUUCAGGGUACUGGAAAGCCACAGGGACAGACAAACCAAUUCAUACCGCAGUAGGGGGAAUCCGGAAGAUUGGAGUGAAGAAGGCACUCGUGUUCUACGAAGGCCGGGCACCAAAAGGGGUGAAGACCAACUGGAUUAUGCAUGAGUAUCGGUUGGCCGAGGGAGUAUGUGCAUCUGUGCACGCUCACAGAAAAGGCUCCCUUCGUUUGGAUGAUUGGGUACUCUGCCGGAUCUAUAAGAAGAGUACAAAUGCGCAGCGUACUGGGAAGGAGCGUGACAGCUCUUCCUGUGUUGAAGAGGUGCUAGCCUCGUUGCCAGAGAUCGAUGACCCCAAGCUAGUACUCCCUCGCCUCGGCUCGUUCACUGGAUUUCCUGAACCAGAGGACAAUCAUUUCAUGGACAGCUUGCUCUUGGGGGAGAACAAAUCUGUGGAUGCAGAAUCCUCGCCCGAGUUUAAAAGAAGCGUUCUGGGCCUCCAAAGAGGAAUGCAACCCCAGCCAGGGACUCUAGGAAGCCACAUUUUGUCGGCAUUUAAUUCAAAGUUUCCGUUUGGGUGGAAGAUGCCCAGGCCCGUGGAUGGCCCCUUCGACAGCCAGCAGUUCGACAAAUUCAACCGACAGCUGCUGGAGCUAGGACCGACUUCCUCCCAGCGACCAACGACUCUGAGUCUACGACAACCCGCUCCCGACAGCGCCAUGCGCCAAGUUGAGAACGUGCUCAUGCCACUCCGGCCUGGCACUGGAGCGAUUCCUGAGAAUCGAACAAUCUCCGACGAGGAGGUCCAGAGCACAUCCCGGGCUUCCUCAAUGGGUCAAUUUUCUGGUACCAGUAACAACGAAGGUCUGGAGUCGAUCUUCACCUUCAACUACGAGCAGCCGCGCUCGACAAUCAAUGCAAUGCUUCCUGCACCGACCACGGGCCCCAACACUGAGCUGCGAUUUUCAGGAAGUGGCAUGAGCGCCAGCCAGCCUCAAUACACUCAAAGUCGCGCACCAAACUACAGUUACAACCCUUCUUCGGCGUGAGGUUAGUUAACCCAGAGACCAGUAAAGCCCACUGGCUGCCAUGACGUGCACACAUCUGUUUGUUGUUUGCAUAGAGCAGAUUGGAGUUAGACUUCAAUUAGUGGCUAAAUCGGUUCGGUAUAAUGGUCAUGGUCAGCCUAUCGAGUAAUGUUAAAAGGAUAAGUUUACUCAACCCUUAGAUGGGUUUCAAUGAUCAGGAGAGUACACCCAGAUCGUAUAGCAACGCACACGACGAUGGUCGAAUAUACAUGCAAAGAUAAUGGUCUUACAAGAUUUAGAGAUUCUGUCAAUCAUUUUAAAUAAUUAGGUAUUGUCGACAGAGAAUAUGAGAGAACCACUUCGUUACAUGGCAACUUUGGGAUGCUUAAGCAAGAUACCUGGUUUCUAAAAUUGGUCGUUGGCUAAUGUCUUACAAGACAAAGGCCCUAAUUAUACAUAGCGUAUACAUAGUGAAGUACAGAAAAGCUUGUAUAGGAUUGAUCUUAGAUGCAUCACAAGUUGCUGGAGUAGCAGAUUUUAGACCAAGGGCGUCACUAUAAGAUCGCCCUGUUGUGCAUUAUUCCAAGUUGGCUGACAUACAAGGGGGUCCUUUAUUGAAGCA
Messenger RNA from Physcomitrium patens, 4178 nucleotides. RefSeq names its product NAC domain-containing protein JA2. Gene Ontology annotation, biological process: regulation of DNA-templated transcription. Lineage: Eukaryota; Viridiplantae; Streptophyta; Bryopsida; Funariales; Funariaceae. The record is from RefSeq and is a predicted model, not a curated record. Gene Ontology annotation, molecular function: DNA binding.